AUGGCGAUGAAGACGAAGACGAAGAAGGGAGGGACGGGGAGGAAUAAGAGGAACGAGACGAAGCUCAUCGAGGACCCGGCCAAGCGGCAGGUGGCCUUCUCCAAGCGCCGCCCCACGCUCUUCGGCAUGGCCGGCGACCUCUCCGCGCUCUGCGGCGUCCACGUCGCCGUCGUCGUCUUUUCACGCUCCGCGCGCGGCAACGCCUACGCCUUCGGCAGCCCCUCCGUCGACGCCGUCCUCCGACGCUACCACGGCAACGUCCAAGAUGAUGACGACCAUGGUGAUGACGAUGACGAUGCUGGCGCUCUGGCGGGGUUGCGGAGCGAGCUGGACGACACCAAGGCGCGUGUGGAGGCGGAGAAGAAGCGCAUGAAGAAAGUCGAGGCGAACGUGGAGCGGGCCAUGGCGGCAAGGUCAACUGCGCUGUGGUGGCAGGCCGACGUCGAGGCUCUCGGGGCAGCGGAGCUGCCAGAGUUCGAGACGGCGCUCCGGCGGCUCAGGGACACCCUCCUCCGCCGGGUCGACGCGCUGCAGCUACCUCUAGCCGCUGCACCGCCUGCCUACAUGAACAUGUAG
This is a messenger RNA of Triticum turgidum subsp. durum (durum wheat), 576 nucleotides long. The record is from the annotation of a GenBank genome assembly. Lineage: Eukaryota; Viridiplantae; Streptophyta; Magnoliopsida; Poales; Poaceae.